CGUGACUGGUGUCACAUGUCAAUCUGUCAGCUGUUUGUCUAAUUGACUGUCACUUCGAAAAUAACCUUUUAUCUUGGUGUCUUCGUCUUAUCUUUCCACAAAAAUAUUAUAAAAUUUAGCUCAAAUCUUACUUUUAUUUGUAUGGUGGACACGUCCAGGCUGACUUAAUAUAUCCAGAGACUGUUGUACAAUAAGUUUAUAAUGGAACUGAGCUUACGUACCGUCAGGACUUUUAACCGGCUUUUACGAAAACCUUUAGGAAUUUUAGCUCAUAGAAGUGUUACGGGCACAGCAGUAAAGGAAGAAAUUAAUACAGAGUUACUGAAUGUAUUUAACCGGGACAUUAAGAACGGUGGUGUAGUGCCAGUGUUUCGUAGAGCAUUAUUGUUCCCGACUCGAGUAGCCUUACAAGAUGACCUUGGCAUAUACACGUACGCCGGCCUCUAUCAAGCAGCCUCCGUGCUGUCACAGGAGAUCGCUGCACAGUUGGUUGGCGAAUCUGAGAGGACGAUCGCGUACAUGUGCAACAAUGAUGCGUCACACAUCAUUGCGCAGUGGGCCAUUUGGAUGACUGGCAACAUUGCGGUUCCCUUAACGCCCCUGCAUCCGCCAGAAAUGUUAAAAUACUACUUAAACGACAGUUUUUCAAGUCUAGUUCUGUGUACGCAAGAAUUCGAGAAAGUUCUACGGCCAAUCACGCUCGAGAUGAACAAACCUCUAUUGGUUACGGGACGGGAUAAUGUCCUAACUGCACAACUGUACCAGCCGAAUACGUCAUUCUUAAAGCCGAAAGCCGAGAGCAAUUUGGCUGAUAUAGGAAGGAGCAACGAGUGGUAUGGAAAAAACGAGGCUCUUAUUAUUUAUACAAGCGGUACUACGAGCAAGCCGAAAGGAGUAGUAUGGACCCACAAUAUGCUUCAGACACAAAUAUCUGCGCUGCACUCCGCGUGGCAGUACUCUGCUAACGACGUGGUAUUGCAUACAUUACCAUUGCACCAUAUACAUGGACAGCUCAACUCUAUGCUAGCGUCCCUAGCCGCUGGAGCUAGACUCCGAAUGCUUCCGUCUUUCGUGUCUCACAACGUUUGGUCUCGUCUACUUGGGAUGGGGGAGCGGGAUGAGACCAAAGUAACGGUCUUUCACGGCGUCCCUGCUAUGUAUGCGAGAUUGGUAGCCGACUACGAUAGAAUGUUCUCUGACCCGAAGACUGCGGAGUACGUGCGAACUACUUUAGGAAGUAGAAUGAGACUGAUGUGUGCCGGGUCUGCUCCGUUACCGGCUCAGCUGUUCUUGAAAUGGGAGGAGAUAUCUGGCAUGCGCCUUCUAGAAAGAUUUGGAAUGUCUGAAGUGGGCAUGGCGCUAAGUAACCCCUACCGGCCGGUGGAGGCGCGCAGCGUGGGGUGCGUAGGGCUCCCCCUACCGGGAGUCUCAGCAAGGAUAGUCUCACAACGAGAGGAUACCGGUGAACUAGAGCCUUUGGUAACUGUUGAGACUCCAGUGCCAGAGACACAGAUAUGUCUGGAACGUCUCGGUUUGUCGUCGAAGGAUUUGUUCGUGGACUCCGAUCGUUACGAGUGGAAGGCCCCAACGAUCACGAAGCACAAAGAACAUAGUGAUGAUGUGUACCAUGGAGAACUGUUGAUCAAGGGACCCGCUGUAUUCUCUAGAUACUGGAAUCGGGCCCCGACACUAAACUCGUCAGAUUUUACCGAAGACGGCUGGUUCCGUACCGGUGACACGGCUUCCUUCGAAGACGGUAAGUUCAGGAUAUUGGGACGCACUUCAGUGGAUAUCAUCAAAACUGGAGGCUACAAAGUAAGUGCCUUACAAGUGGAGAGCGCGAUUCUAGAUCACCCUAGCAUAGCUGACGCUGCUGUCCUUGGAAUUGAAGAUGACAACUACGGAGAAAUAGUGUCAGCUGUUGUAGUACUAAAGGAAAAUGCUAAACUUACCCUUCAAGAGCUUAAGGAAGCUGCAGGAAAGAAACUUGCACCCUACCAGCUACCUAAAACUCUGCUCAUUACGGAGGAAAUGCCCAGAAACGCGAUGGGCAAAUUGGACAAGAAAGUUAUCAGGAAAACCUUUGGCAAACAAUUAGUAUUGCCUAAGAAGUAAGCGUAACAUAUAGCGUCCCAUGAACAUGUCUUUUAUUGAACCUUAGAGUGUGGAUCGCUAAUUGAGUGAAUAGAAAUGUAUGAGAUUUAGUUAUAGUACACACAAGCCACAAAUAAUAUAUUUCAUUUUUUAUGAAAAUAAUGUCGAAUAUGGACAUGUAAAUUAAUUGU
This is a messenger RNA of Spodoptera exigua (beet armyworm), 2285 nucleotides long. Lineage: Eukaryota; Metazoa; Arthropoda; Insecta; Lepidoptera; Noctuidae. The record is from the annotation of a GenBank genome assembly.